GGUGAUACCACCUUAAAAUUUGUAUGUUCCUUUGAUAUAAAAAGGUUAUAUUCAUAAAUUACAAGUAUUUUGAUAUAAAAUGGAAAUAUUAUAAUAAACUGUGAAUGUUCGUCUACACGAAAAUUAAUAAAAUUCUGUGUACCUCGAAAUAUUAAAAAAUAUAAUAAUUUUUACUUAAGGCUCGUUUCACUAGCACUACGUCACUCUUUUCAUGAUCAUACUGUAUUUUGUCCAUCUUAGUAUAUUGGAUUGUGAGGUGUGAAAUUACACCCUCACUCGUAAUUUUUUAGUUGAUUCGUGCAUGCAGAUUAUAUAUUUUAUGAUUUUAACAAAAAAAAGUUAACCUAACUAACAGUUUUCGAGACUGUUUGUUGUUUUCGAAAUUGUAGUUUGAAUUUUAAUCAUAACCUGUAAAGUAGCAUUUACGGAAUGUAACAACAAUCUACGCGAGUGUAUUAUGAAUUUUAAAUUAAUAUGUUAUCUAUAGUCGAUGAUUUUUUAAAUAGAACAUUCUAUUGGAAUCGAAAUAUUUAUGAAUAUAAGUGUGAAAAACUUUCAUCAAAACACUGUAACAUAGUAUAAUGUGCUACGUGACAAACAUGACGCUUAGGCCGAAUGGUUUAACAAAGUUAUUGGAUAUCCUUGAAGAGGAAAAUCUUGACACAAGCUUGGAAAACCUUUGUAAUCAAUUACAUCAAGUAUUUCGAAAAGAAGACCGAUUUAAUGUAGGAACGACGUUAGUUCUUCUUUUACAACACAUAGAUCUAUUGCCAAAAAAUGUUCAACGUGUUAUAGCUGUGACACUAUUGUUUGACCUUUAUAGAGGCGAACCAUUGGCUACCACACCUUUUGCACCUGUUUUUGUUCAGGUUUUAAAAUCACAAAAAGAUACAAAUAAUGGUGUAUCAAGAACUAACUUCACAGGACAUAUUCCAGUUUUAUCGCAGUGCGAGAAGAAUUUAUUAAUCAAUUUAUUGGGGAACAAUCAGAAAGAUGUCUUAAAGAAAACUCCAAGGCAGAUUGUGGAUGAGUUAUCUUUUACAUCUAUACCACCUAUUGAUUUGACUAGUUUGCAAGCACAGUUAACAGAACGUCAUUCGGAACUACCAGCCAUAGCAAAAUGUGGACAUCCAGUGAUUUUACCUGAUAUGGAUCAUUCUAAAGUUACACAAAAUUACAUUCCUAGAAAUGUUACAAAAUUUAUGGCAGAAAACUUCAUGUACAAUGAUAAUCCUCCAUUGUGCUGUGAAAGUUAUCGACCUGAGUUCCUGAGAUUGGCACCUCCACUUUAUAGAUCUUUUGAUGAAUUAUCAUGGUUUAAUGUCACAGAACCUUCUCAGUUCACAAUCGAAUAUGAUAGUAAUAUGUGCGUCUCAAAUUGUGCUGGCGCCGAAGCCCGCAGAUUGAUGGGUAAAGCUUUUAAGAGUGUGGUAACGCUACAGCAACAGCAACAUCUUUUUGAUGAAUUAGACAGAGAUCCAAAAUUAGUGUAUCAUAUUGGUCUUACCCCUGGAAAACUACCAGAUUUAGUGGAGAAUAAUCCUAUGAUUGCUAUUAAGGUGUUAUUAAAGUUGAUGCAAUCGAGUCAAAUAACUGAAUAUCUAAGUGUUUUGGUAAAUAUGGAAAUGUCUCUUCAUUCGAUGGAAGUAGUUAAUAGGCUGACUACUACUGUGGAUCUGCCUACAGAAUUUGUUCAUUUAUACAUUAGCAAUUGUAUAUCCACUUGUGAAACCAUAAAAGAUCGUUAUAUGCAGAAUCGUUUAGUACGCUUGGUUUGUGUAUUUCUGCAGUCUUUGAUAAGGAACAAGAUUAUAAAUGUGAAGGAACUUUUUAUUGAAGUACAGGCCUUUUGUAUUGAAUUCAGUCGUAUCAGAGAAGCAGCAGCUUUGUUCCGCCUCCUGAAACAACUCGAAUCUGGUGAUAUUGGUGGACUUAAUGCACCACCUGUUAAUAAUAAACUGGAUAUGUGUUAGUGUAAUUAAUGUCAAAUAUUUUAACAACUUUGUUACUAAUGAAGGAACAACUAAUUGUUUUUAACCAUUUUUUUCUGAUUAAUUAAGUUUCAACAAAUUGAAAUAUAAU
Messenger RNA from Nomia melanderi (Alkali bee), 2082 nucleotides. It is a transcript of the gene Not11, whose product is annotated as CCR4-NOT transcription complex subunit 11. Gene Ontology annotation, cellular component: CCR4-NOT complex. Lineage: Eukaryota; Metazoa; Arthropoda; Insecta; Hymenoptera; Halictidae. The record is from RefSeq and is a predicted model, not a curated record.